AUGGCAAAGAUAUUGUUGAACGCCCCACUGAUUGUUGUUAUUGUGUGGCAUUUAUUGGGUGAGCAAUUGAAAGAAUUCAUAGCUGAGAAGGAGAAAAUGAUGAACAAAAAUGGAUCAGAGAAAAUUAAGACCAAAGAAUACGCAGGACCUUUGGGGGGGUGUGUAACUGAUCAAGGUCUGCCUGAACAGGAAAGGAGAAUGGUUGCAGGUGAUGGAAUGGACAAGACCUUCACAAAGUUGCCUGGAGGAAAUGAGAGCAGCAAAGAGCAAACGAUAGAAGAAUUAAAGUCAUGGAGAUCAUCUAAGGAGUAUGCAAAUAAAGGCAGAGACUGGGAGGUGUUUCAUCUUACGAGGCUUGUGGGAAAAUACAAUCGAAAUGGGUGGGCAGGGGAUCGAAUAAAUUGUGCACCAUUUGCAGUUUGCAAGCAACUGGAGCAGCACAUGCAGAUCGUAUUCCCUGGACUGACUUCCUUUCUGGACAUGAAAGGAAUGAGUAAACAUUGUGUGGUGACAAAAUUCUACCAGCACACCCUUUCCUUGGCAUUUGCUAUAAAAGAGAUAAAUGACAGCCCCAAGAUCUUGCCCAAUCUCACCCUUGGAUUCCACAUCUGUGACAGUUAUUACGAUGCAAGGAUGACCUAUCGGACAACUCUGGACCUACUUUUCAAAUCACAUAGAUUUGUCCCCAACUACAAAUGUGACGUUCAAAAAAACCUUAUAGCCAUCAUUGGAGGACUUAGCUUUGAUACCUCCCUCUCUAUGGCUGACACCAUAGGCCUCUACAAGAUUCCACAGCUCACAUAUGGGUCAUUUCCUCCAGGGGAGAGUGAUGCAGACCAGUUCCUUUCCUUUUACCACUUGGUUCCCAAUGACAGCCAUCAGUCUAUUGGAAUCAUUAGCUUACUAAAGCAUUUUGGAUGGAAAUGGAUUGGACUUUUCGUUGUGGAAGGUGACGGUGGAGAAAAUUUCUUGCAGACUCUGGAACCAUUGCUUUCUAGGCACGGAAUCUGUUCAUCCUUCACACAUAAAAUACCACAAGUAGCCAAUGUAGAUAAGCUGAGUGAAACACUUGAUGUGCUCUUGGAUAUUUAUCUCUCUUUAACAGAUGAUAAAGUCAGUUCAUGUAUAAUCUUUGGAGAAUCUUUAACCCUUAUAUGGAUGGGAGCUGUACUAGUUCUAGGAGAUUCUGAAAAGAAGGGAAGCUCAUCAUUUAGAAAGGUGUGGAUCAUAACAACCCAGAUUGAUUUCAUAUUAGUGAUAUUCCAAAAGCUUUUAGAUCUUCAGACCUUUCAAGGUUCCAUUUCCUUCACAAUUCAUUCAAAUGAGCCUCCGGGGUUCAAUGAAUUUCUUCAGAGCAUUAAGCCUGAUAAAAUAAAAGAAGAUGGUUUUCUUAGGACUUCUGGGAGCAAGCAUUUGACUGUACAUUCCCAAACCCCAGUUGGACAACGGAAGCCAAUGAAUCAUCUCCACCCUUUUCUUCUUGACAUUUCAUUUAACAACACUGCUGGAGAAACAGUGAGUUUCAAUGGUAAAAAGCAAACCGGAGGUGCACUUGACAUCAUGAACAUAGUCACAUUCCCAAACAAGUCCUUCCUUCGAGUGAAAGUUGGUCAAGUAGACAAUGAUGCUCUUGAAGCAAGAAGAUUUGACAUUCAUGAGGACAAGAUUAAAUGGCACAAAGGUUUUAACCAGGUGGUGCCUAUUUCUGUGUGUAAUGACUGCUGCUCCCGUGGUCAUCAGAAGAAAAGGAAGGAAGGGGAGAAAUUUUGCUGCUAUGAUUGUGCUCCAUGUCCAGAAGGGAAGAUUUCAGACCAGAAUGAUAUGGAUGACUGUUUCAGAUGCCCAGAAGACCAAUAUGCAAACAAGAACAAAGAUGGAUGCAUCUCCAAAUCAAUGAGCUUUCUUUCUUAUGAAGAACCCUUAGGGAUCAGCUUGGCCUCAAUUGCUAUUUGUUUCUCCAUUGUCACAACUUUAGUGUUUUUAGCUUUUGUGAAGCACAGAGAUACACCCAUUGUCAAAGCCAACAACCGAGAUCUCACCUACACUCUCCUCAUCUCUCUACUGCUCUGCUUUCUAUCUUCUUUGCUAUUCCUUGGCAAACCAGGGGAAAUGGCUUGCUUCCUCAGACAACCUACUUUUGGCAUCAUCUUCUCAAUGGCUGUUUCUUGUGUGCUGGCCAAAACCAUUACCGUAGUUGUAGCUUUCAUGGCCACCAAGCCAGGGUCCAGCCUGAGGAAGUGGGUGGGGAAAAGACUGGCCAACGCCAUUGUCCUUUCUUGCUCUUUGAUUCAAGCAAGUCUGUGUACUCUCUGGUUGGCAACUUCUCCUCCAUUCCCAGAUUUAGACAUGCACUCACUAAUGGAAGAAAUUACUGUGCAAUGUAAUGAAGGGUCGGUGACCUUAUUUUCCUGUGUCCUGGGCUACAUGGGCCUCCUGGCUUUCUUCAGCUUCAUUGUGGCAUUUGCAGCUCGCAAAUUGCCAGACAGUUUUAAUGAAGCCAAGUUCAUUACCUUCAGCAUGUUGCUGUUCUGCAGUGUUUGGUUGUGUUUUGUCCCAACCUACCUGAGCACGAAAGGGAAGUACAUGGUGAUGGUGGAGAUCUUCUCCAUCUUGGCCUCCAGUGCUGGCUUACUGGGCUGCAUCUUUGCCCCAAAAUGCUAUAUUAUCAUGCUGAGGCCAGAGCUGAACAACAGAGAGCAACUAAUAAGAAUAAAGAAUUAA
This is a messenger RNA of Podarcis muralis (Common wall lizard), 2721 nucleotides long. Lineage: Eukaryota; Metazoa; Chordata; Lepidosauria; Squamata; Lacertidae. The record is from RefSeq and is a predicted model, not a curated record.